This is a messenger RNA of Anopheles aquasalis, 2272 nucleotides long. RefSeq lists its product as uncharacterized. Lineage: Eukaryota; Metazoa; Arthropoda; Insecta; Diptera; Culicidae. The record is from RefSeq and is a predicted model, not a curated record. Gene Ontology annotation, biological process: sensory perception of smell. Gene Ontology annotation, molecular function: odorant binding.
UUUAUUUUCCAAUUGACUCACCAAGUAACAUGAACAAAUUGUUGGCUGCAUUGACUCUUAUUUCGUUCACUGUCCCUCAUGUGAAGACAAGACAUCGCUGGACUGCGUUAACACCAGAGGAAACGUCGUUCGUGUAUACGCGCUGUCAGGAAGAUCAUUUGCCUGCAGAUGCCUCGAGAAAGCAGUACAUUGAAAACUGGCAUCAAUGGAAGCUACAGCCUAAUGAUCACGCCACUCAAUGCUACACUAAGUGCGUCCUAGAAGGAUUAGAGCUAUACGAUUCAAACAAGAAGAAAUUCAGGCCAGGCAGAGUGUCAUCUCAGCACGUCGCCUAUCAGUUCCUUAAUGGUGCCACAGCGGAUGAAGUGGCAAAGUACAAAACAGCAAUCGACUCGCUCGAACCUGCCAGUGAUAGCUGUGCAGAUUUGUACCAAGCCUAUUUACCCGUGCAUGAGGCGUUCGUAGAUGUAUCCCGUAAGUUGUAUCAUGGCACAGUUGAAGGUGUCGCGAGAAUAUACAACUCGGAUCCCAAUCUAAAACGGAAGAACGAAUCAUUGUUCGUUUUCUGCGAGAAGCAUAUCUACGGCAGUCAAAAUCGGGAGGAUAUGUGCCGUGCUCGCCGCUACGAACUAACCGGUAGUGAUGAGCUGCGCAACAUGAUCGAAUGUAUUUUCCGUGGCUUACGUUACAUCAAACAUGGUGAUAUUAAUAUCGACGAAAUUGUUCGUGACUUUGAACUAAUCAACCGAGGUGAUCUGGAGCCACGCGUACGAUCAAUUCUUUCGGAUUGUCGGGGCAUACAGCCCUACGAUUAUUAUUCCUGUUUGGUUAACAGCGAUAUUAGCAAGGAAUUUAUGCUGGCGUUCGAUUUCCGUGACGUACGGUCGGCUGAUUAUGCAUUUUUAGUUAAGGGGAAUAGCUACGAUCCCCAAAAAGUAAAAGCUGAGAUGGACAAAGCGGAGAAAGAUGUUUGCGGAUUCAACAGACGCUUUACACCGAGGCUCAGUAUUGGCUGCAAUUCCACACGGUGCAGUUCGUUCCUACACACCAAGUGCACACACAGCGUAAUGCAGUUCACGUUACUUCUCAUACCGCCUUUGCUUUUGUUGCUGAUAAGAACGGGUUCCGGUGAUCAUCGGGGCAAGUUCAAAUCAGCUGGUGACCACCUAUCACCAGACGAUACACUGUUUGUUCAUUUGCGAUGCUUCGAGCUGUUUGCUGCUGCGAGUAGCGAACAGAGCAGUGACCGUGAACGUGAUGCAUCCGAUUGGUUGUUGGCCAACAACAGCAGCUACGUGCGAAAAACGGACCGAUCUCCCGGCUUCCUUAAAUGUGUUCUCACAAAGCUGCAGCUUUACGAUGAACAUCAGCAAAUGUUCAAAACACGAAUAUUGACAGAUCAGCAUCAAGCGUAUGGUAGCUGGAUGAAUUUGAGUCAGGAGUCCGUGCAUGCAUUCAGCGAUGAUUUAGAUCGUGCUGUUGUACAUACAUCUGCCUCUGACGAUCUGUUCGCAGCAUUUGAAACUGUUUUCCACAGGCACACAAACACGUUUUUUAGGUUGUUUUUACGCGAUCCUAUUGUUCUGGAUAGUUGGUAUCGUCAAAAGGGUUCGAAUGAACGACACCUCAACGAAACGGUAGUUGAUUUCUGUGAGCAUCAAAUGAGCGAAGAGCUAAGAAACGACAUCUGCCUCAUACGAAGCUAUCAGAUUAGCAAUCGAAGCACAGAAAUGGAGAGGCACAUCGAUUGCAUUUUCAGAGGCUUUCAUUAUCUCACCAAAUCGGGUUUGAUCGAUGUAUCGGAAAUAUUACGCGACAUUCAACUUGUCUCCUCGCUAAAUGAUACAAUAACAUCUCAUGUUCGGGAAUGCUCUGACAACUUUACCAGCAACGAUGUUCCGGUAAUUAAACGGAGUCUACGAAUGUACACCUGCUUGCUUGACGGUGUAUUCAAUGAUGUAUUUAAGGAAGCAUUCGAUUAUCGGGAGAUUCGUUCUGGUAGCAUAUCGCAAAUUCUGCAUGACUUACCCUACAAUCGAGAACAAGUCAAAUUGCAAAUUUUUGCUCUAGACAAAGCCCGAUGUGAUUAUCAGCAGACUCAAUCAGGUCGUCACAACAGGACGUAAACAAUUAUCGACAGAUUUUUUAUUAGAAAACUGUUAUUAUUAAUCGUAAACACCCUGAAUCAUCUAUUCGAUAACCCCUAGUACUGAUCUGUAGCACGUACAUGGACUGAUACAGGUGUGCACGCUGGUAAUAAAUAUGGUCAAUG